GAGCUAGGAACAGAGAUGAUUAUCACCAAAACGGGAAGGAGAAUGUUCCCAACUCUGCGUAUCUCCUUCUCUGGAUUUGACUUUUGUUCUUCAUCAGGCUUGUCCACCAAGUACGCGGUACUGCUGGACAUUGUGCCAGUGGACCAAAAAAGGUACAGGUACGCUUACCACCGAUCGUCGUGGUUGGUAGCUGGGAAAGCAGACCCGCCGUCUCCUGCUCGUCUGUACACGCAUCCAGAUUCACCCUUUAGUGCCGAACAACUGCGGAAACAGGUGGUUUCUUUUGAAAAGGUGAAACUGACAAAUAACGAGAUGGACAAACAAGGACAUAUCGUGCUUAACUCGAUGCAUAAGUAUCAACCCCGCAUUCAUCUGAUCCGUCUUCGCACAGACUGCCAUGUUGCUCCCAUCGUAACAGACCUGGAAAAAGAAAGAUACAGAACGUAUAUAUUUCCAGAAACGGUAUUCACAGCAGUGACAGCGUAUCAAAACCAACUAAUAACGAAACUAAAAAUUGACAGCAAUCCCUUUGCUAAAGGAUUCAGAGAUUCUUCUAGGCUUACGGAUCUGGAGAGAGAAUCUGUGGAGACGCUGCUCAGAGAACACGCAUUUCGCCACUCUCCCUUCCGCUCUCUGAUGACUGGAGAAAUGACUCCGGAACAGCAUGCUCUGGCUAGUGCAGCUGCUCUGGGAAGGAUACCAUCAAGUAGUGAACUACUGCUAUUGGCAUCUCAAGGUUCCUCGCCGUGGAAAUUUCCCGGCAUGCCUGCCCUUGGAAUGGCAGACUUGAAUGCUCUAAUGGCUUCCACCAACCCCCAACAAGCUGCCGCUCAAUUCGCCAGCUUUUACUUCGGUUUGCCAAGAACUUUCUUUCCAACAAGUAUGUCGCCCCAUAUAGGCACUGGAAACCCAAACGCUACGUCUCCCGUUGGUCCAGCAGAUGUUUCUGGUUCAAUUAGGACUACCCCUUCUGGAUAUCCCCAACUGUCCGGCAGUGCUGCAGCGACCCAAGCGCUUUAUAACACCAGACUUCACUUAUCUGGUCUGUAUCCGGGAUUGAGAUUUCAUCCGUAUUUCCAACCGAGGCUGCUGCAUCCGAUACCAUUGACGAAAACUACAUCAGAUUCCAAUUCCGAUUGUGAUAGACUGAGUCCGAACACUUGA
This is a messenger RNA of Uloborus diversus, 1164 nucleotides long. Its product is annotated as T-box transcription factor TBX20-like. Gene Ontology annotation, molecular function: RNA polymerase II cis-regulatory region sequence-specific DNA binding; DNA-binding transcription factor activity, RNA polymerase II-specific. Gene Ontology annotation, cellular component: nucleus. Gene Ontology annotation, biological process: heart development; regulation of transcription by RNA polymerase II; cell fate specification. The record is from RefSeq and is a predicted model, not a curated record. The transcript is spliced from 6 exons. NCBI's taxonomy places the organism in Eukaryota, Metazoa, Arthropoda, Arachnida, Araneae, Uloboridae. The coding region runs from base 16 to 1164 and encodes 382 amino acids.